AUGCGCCUCAGACGAGGAAGAAGGAGCCUAGAUCAUGGAGCUCCCAUGGCUGUGAAAGAAGAUGACUGUACUGGGCGUUUGGAGAAACAUCUCAUAUCUACAUAUUAUAAUGCAGAUGAUCCAGGUGUCCUAUCAGAUACAUAUGAAGAGUGUGCCAUUAUCCCAGAUGUACCCUCAGACCUACACAGCAAAAAUCUAUCAUCUCAUCCUUUAAAACAAGUCCAAUCUUCUAAUUCAUCACAUACUCUUACUCAGAAUGAAACUCGCAGAAGAGGUUCUGAAACCCAAAGAGCUCAUAAAAAGCCGUAUUCAUGCUCAGAAUGUGGCAAAUGUUUUACUUGGAAAUCAGGCCUUCUUCAACAUCAAAGACAUCACACAGGAGAGACGCCGUUUUCAUGUUCAGACUGUGGAAAAUGUUUUACAAAGAAAUCAUCUCUUGAAGACCAUCAGAGAAUUCACACAGGAGAGACGCCAUAUUCAUGUUCAGAAUGUGGUAAAUGUUUUACUAAGAAAUCAUCUCUUGAGGGCCAUCAGAGAAUUCACACAGGAGAGAUGCCGUAUUCAUGUUUAAAAUGUGGCAAAUGUUUUACUCAGAAAUCAAUUCUUGAGAGACAUCAGAGAACUCACACAGGAGAGAAGCCAUAUUCAUGUUCAGAAUGUGGCAAAUGUUUUACUCAGAAAUCAGUUCUUGAGAGCCAUCAGAGAAUUCACACAGGGGAGAAACCAUAUUCAUGUUCAGAAUGUGGUAAAUCUUUCACUAAGAAAUCAUCUCUUGAGGGCCAUCAGAGAAGUCACACAGGAGAGAAGCCAUAUUCAUGUUCAGAAUGUGGUAAAUGUUUUACUCAGAAAUCACAUCUUAAGACCCAUCAGAGGAGUCACACAGGAGAGAAGCCAUAUUCAUGUUCUGAAUGUGGCAAAUGUUUUACUCGGAAAUCAUCUCUUGUUCAACAUCAGAGAAAUCACACAGGGAACAAGCAAUUCUAAAUCCUUACUGUAAAAUAAGCCAUAAAGGUGGCCAGCAGCCAAGAUGGCUGAACGUGUUUGACCAGAGCUCCGAGGCCGGCGCAGCACUACAGGGUAAAUCCUGAUAAUCACCCGCCAUUACCAGCACAGCAGAUCCCCUGGAGGUGCCCUAAUACUGUAAAGAAGCUACCGCACAUGAGACUCACCUUAUAGAGGUCCGGAGGGAGCGGCGCUAGCACCAGAAGCACGCGCGCUCGGGGAGUGGGCUGAAGAGCAGACAUAUUCAGUGCAGUUGUGCUGUUAACGAGUGGAGAGGCACGGGGAAAGGAUCCGGAGCUGGCAGAGAGAAGGGGAGAGAAAGAAAGACGGGGUACAGUUGGAACUGCGUGCCCCCGCCAGUUUUCCCACCAGUCGGCCAUCUUGCUGGCUCCUUGGCAGCACCAGGAAGGGAGAGGGGGCCCUGAGCAACGCAGUCUUCAAGCUCAGAGGAGACUUAAGAGCCUCAUAAAGAUAAAGGUGCAACUAAGUCCUCUAACCCAAUUGCUGGAACUCUAAUUCUACUGUAAGAGUGCAAGACAAAUCCAAAGAUAAUUCCUGCACACUGCUCUGGCAGGCACCUUAGCCCCAAGAAAGCACAUUAAGGCCUCUUGCACAUGAACCAUUAAUUUCAAUGGAUCUGCAAAAAAUAACGGAAGGCACUCCAUAUGCCUUUCGUUUCCGUUUUUAUGUUCCUUUCAAAGAUAGAAAAUGUCCUAUUAUUGUCCGCAUAACUGACAAGGAAUAUUACUGUUGUAUCAGGGGCCAGCUUUUCCGUUCCACAAAAAACUGAAUGCACACGGACGCCAUCCGUAUUUUUGUGGAUCUUUUUUUGCGGACCGCAAAAUACUGAAAAAGCCAUACAAUCGUGUGCAAGAGGCCUAAGAUAUAUAAGUGCUGAUAACAGCCUAGCCUAAGAUAUAAUAACCCCUAAAUCAAAAUAAUAAAUGGGGCACCAAAAAGCACAAAGUGUUGCAGAUAAAUUGAGAGAAUUUGCAAGACAACCAGAUGAAACGUCGGGGUCUCCUUUACUGCAGCGAAAUAUGCAUACUAGGGCUAGCACUACUUUAGAUACUGCAGCCCCUGCAACAGACCCUGAGGAAACUCCGAUGAACCCACCCUUAAGCAAGUAACAGCACAAGUCCUAGAAGCCAUCACUGCAUGCAAGACUUCUCUUACAGGGAAAUUGGAUGAAGUCAAGAUUGAGCUAGGCCUCCAGGGUCCAACACACUGAAGAACGCAUAUCACGCAUAGAAGAUGCCACGGCCUUUCUUCCUAGAUCCAUAUCCGAGCUUAACACUAAAACAGAAAGCAGAUGACCUGGAGAACAGACUCUGUAGAAAAGAUAUAAGAAUUAUCGGAUUGCCUGAAAGAGCAGAGGGCCGUACACCGGAUGAGUUUAUAGAAAUUCCAGCCCACAAAUACUGUCUCCAAGUGACACAUCUUACUCCUAAUACAGCUAUAGCCUUAAAGAAGCCUUGGGUACAGUGGACCGCGCACUCCUACCAUUCCUCCUCUUCAAGGGGGCUGUCCCUGCUAGUACACAAACAAUUAACAUAGGAGGCAAAAGACCUGGUCAUUGAUACAGAAGGCAGAUAUGUCUUUGUUCACACUCGUAUUGACAAUGUACAGUAUGUUUUACUAGGCGUCUAUAACCCUCCCUCUGGUUCCAUACAGAUUUUACACCUCACGGCUCUUUUGUCACCGCUUACCCACAUGCCAAAGUAAUUGGCAUGGGAGACUUAAAUAUGAUGUUGGAUCCUUCGCUGGAUCGACUUUUAGACGUGGCAGGCCCAUCAAAUACAGGGAGCCCCUCGCAGCUUAACAGAUUCUUAACAGAAUUCCGGUGGCACGUUCUCUGGAGAUCUAAAUAUCCCAGGUCUAGAGUAUAUUCCUGCCACAGUAGCAGUCACAUCUCCUUAACUAGGAUAGAUCAUAUGCUAGUCAAUGAUCUAGUAUUGUUAAACCUUCGUUCCAUUACAUACCUGCCCCGGGGAAUAUCAGAUCAUUCGCCAAUACUAGGCACACUUAUACGUAGUGUUCCCUCAAUAAUGUACAGAAUGAACAUACAUCUGUUCUGGCUGACCCUCAUGGGCUCAACAGAUGGAAUCUCAUAUCAACUACAGGACUUCCAAAAAACGCAUGAAAAUGAAUUCAACACCGCUCUUGUGUGGGACACAUUAAAGGCGUUUCUACGAGGGCAGGGGCCUACAGGAGGUUGCAGAGCCUACAUUAAAAGAUAUAAUGGCAGCCAUAGCAAGCUGUAAUCCCACCCUCAAGAGCCUAAACAUUCAAUUUGGGAGCCUUAAGGAGGAUCAUGUUAUAAUACGUCUUGACCUCCAUAAAGUUGCGGAACGUACUACUAAAGUAGAGCGCAGGGUGUCAGAAUUAGAGGAGGGCACUAAACCACUGCAAAAGGCAGCCAAAGUUACCACAAAAGUUAUGCUAAAACAGACGAUCUAGAAAACCGGUCACGGCUGAUUAGGGUGACAUAAAAAGCAGAAGGCUUAAAUGCCACAGAAAUGAUUGAAAAAUGGUUAGCCGACAAGAUUAAAGAUAAAGGCCUCUCCUCUCUGUAUGCAAUUGAGUGAGCUCACAGUGUUCCCACAAGACCUUUACCACAUGGUCGCCCACCUCGUUUGAUCUUGCAAAAAUAUUACAUUAUAAGGACAGAGACACUAUACUAAAGCAGUCCCGGGACCAUCCGGAGCUUAUAAUCAACGGGACAAAGAUCUCUAUUCAUCCGAAGUACAGAAGAAAAGAGCUUGCUUUGUGGAUAUAAAAAGACGACUUAGUGGAUUACAAGUACGAUAUUCUAUGAUGUUUCCAGCCAAGCUGCGGGUGGUAGCCUUAGGAUCUACAUCGUUCUUUGAAGACACGGAUUCAGCACUGUAAUGGCUAGACAAGAAUGAACGGCAGCUUAGGAACCAGAGUCUGGACACUUGAAGCAGUAAACGGUGGUGUGGAUCUCAAAUAACCCUUCAGUCGGGGACUAAAAUUUCCUGAAGGGUACUAACUAUGGACUACUUGAGCACAUUGUCGGGGACGUCCUAAUAUAGGAGCAUGAGUAGUACAGGUUAUCUGCACUCUGGGGCGAGUCCAUUAAUCGCCAAUGAUCUGGACUGGAGUAUGUUGCAGAAAAAGGGGGGUUGUGGAUGGUGGGCACUUUCCGGUAUUGACUUGCUAGUAAGGAUGGUGAUGCGCUACAGUAGGAGGCAGGUAUGGUUAUGUGGCAGACCUUUAUAUAAACUUAAAAUAUGCAGUGGCGCCAGUGACCAAGGUGAUUAGUUGGAAUGGCGGAGGUAACCGGAGACAGCAUUUUUCAAUAUUUAAUGCGAUACCAGCCAGCUAUCUGUUGUCUACAGGAGACACAUAUGACCAAAUAGAGAGUGCAGAUGCUUCAGAAAUCUUGGAUUGGUUAAUCUGUGCACUCGGUCUUCUCUGCACAAUCCCGGGGAGCUAGCAUACUGAUUAUUAAAAAUGUGCGUUUUGAAUGCCUGAGGGAAUCGGUGGACUCAGAGGGUCGGUUCGUAUGUGUUUCCUGUCUACUCAAUGGACUAAGAAUGGUGCUGGUGACAAUAUAUAUUCCUCCGCCAUACACCUCAACACCUCUGAGACUGGUGCUGGAGUUUAUGGCGGAAUAUUCGGAUAUCCCGUGUUUGAAUAUUGGGGAUUUUAAUAAUGUAGUGAAUACGUCCCUGGAUAAAUGUAGGAUGACGACGGGAGUGGAAACUGGAGUUGAUACCCCCUUUGGUAGACUGUUAAGGGAGGUGGGAUUUAUGGUUGUAUGAAGGGAGAAAAAAAUAUUCCUGCUGUUCAUCCACGUAUAUGUCUCUUUCUAGGAUAGAUUCAGGGUUAAACUCACACAUGUACCCGCUAGUGAACAAGUCUGAAUAUUUAGCUAGAACACUGUCAGAUCAUUCGCCACUAUGUAUUAAAUUGGACAUGUCCGAGAAUGCCAGACCGGCGCCUAGAGUAUGGCGUCUUAACGCAUUUUGGCUGACACUAAUGGGAGAGAUGGAGGAGGUGAAAACUGCACUGACUGAAUAUUUUUACCUAAACCGAAAUUCGGCCUCUAUCCAUUCAGGAUUGAAGGCCUAUAAAUAUUUUUAACUAAAACGAAAUACGGUCUCUAUCAAUUCAGGAUGGGAGGCCGCGAAAGCUUACUAGAGAGGGAUUUGAAUUAAAUCCAUUAGUAGGAUUAAAUUUAAGUCUAGGGAAAUGGACGCCCGAGUACAUGCUGAAAUGCAAAUAGCGGAAGCAGCUUUUACUCAAACUCCAACCGUAGAAAAUGGCGCUAGAAUGCGUGGUGCACAGGAAGCUCUGCAAUGUCAUUUAUUGCAGGUAGCAGAGAGGAAACGUCUCUUUUAUAAACAAGUUCUUUGAAGAGGGGGAGAAAGUGGGGCAUCUAAGGCUCAUCAAGGUGCAUGUAUUACAGGGUUAAAAGACUCGUGGGACAAAUUAGACAGGACACUGGUAGCAUAUUGGGAAUCCUGGGAAAUUUUUAUUCAUCCCUAUAUUUGUCACAAACGUCAUGCUCCAAUUCAGAUAUUGUAGAAUUUUUGCGAGAGACUGAUAUCCUGCGAUUGUCAUCUGAGGCAUGUUCUCUUUUAGAUGCCCCAUUAAAAUUGGAGGAGCUAGAGGAAGCAGUGAGAACAAUGGCUAAUGAUAAGGCUCCAGGGUUAGAUGGAUUACCUGUUGAAAUAUACAAAAAAUGCUCAGAAAUUUUAUUGCCGGAAUUGUUGAAGGUAUUUAACUAUUCCUUGGAAAUGGGCUGUCUACCGGCAUCCAUGCAAGAAGCUCUGAUUGUAGUUUUGCCCAAGUCUGGGAAGGAUCCGAGAUUAACAGAAUCUUACAGACCCAUUUCUUUGCUAUCCACGCAUGUCAAGAUCCUGGCAAAGGCCGUGGCCGCACGUUUGUCUAAAGUGAUACUAUCCAUUAUUAAUCCAGACCAGCCAGAUUUUAUGCCCCAGAAGUCAACUGCUAUUAAUUUUCGCAUGGUCUUCGCUAGUUUACAUUUCUCAUCAGAUAAUAUGGGGGGCAGGGCCAUCUUCUCUUUGGAUGCAGCCAAGGCCUUUGAUGGCGUGGAAUGGCAAUUUCUGUGGUGCACGCUUAAUUACAUGUGGUUUGGGCAAAGAUUUAUCUCAUGGGUAAAAGUUUUAUAUUCUAGUCCGAAGGCAAACGGGGGAGGGGGAUAUCUGAAAGACUUCAACUGCAGCGCGUUACUCGACAGGGAUGUCCACUGCCGCCGUUGUUUUUCGCAUUGGCGAUAGAACCAUUAGCAGCUGCGGUACGUAGAUUCUCUGAGAUUCGGGGUUUUGCUACGGCACACUACAAAAUAAAGUAGCGAUGUAUUCAGGCGACACUGUUGUUUCUGGGUGAUACAUCUAAGUUCUUGCGGUGAUGUCUCUCAUUGGCAGAUUUGGUCAAUUGUCUGGUCUGACAAUUAAUUGGCAUAAAUCGGCACUAAUGCUUAUAGAUGGUCAACCAAAAUCACAAGUGAUAUGUGACAAAAAUAUCCCAUGUGUAGAGGAGUUUAUAUAUUUAGGUAUUAAUAUUUCCCCCAGAAUCAAAGACUUCGAGGAAUUAAAUCUUACCCCACUUUUAGCUAAAUUUCUCAAAAAAUGUAAAGCCUGGUAUAAGUUAUAUCUAUCAGUGGUGGGCAGGACAAACCUUCUCAAAAUGAUAAUAAUGCCACAACAUCUAUAUAUUCUUCAUAAUGCCCCGAUCUGGCUCCCGAUGGACAGGUUUGACAGAAUCAAUUCAAUCUUUAGAGAGUUAAUAUGGCGUAAGGGGCAGG
Messenger RNA from Bufo gargarizans (Asiatic toad), 6799 nucleotides. RefSeq names its product gastrula zinc finger protein XlCGF17.1-like. The transcript has 2 exons. Lineage: Eukaryota; Metazoa; Chordata; Amphibia; Anura; Bufonidae. Bases 1 to 984 code for a protein of 327 amino acids. The record is from RefSeq and is a predicted model, not a curated record.